UAAGCUUUUCCCUCCAUUCUGUGCUCGACAAUCUCCUCCAAUCCCUGCGCUGACACCUGAAGUGUCUGCCUCUGGUUUAAGCCAACUCUCGGACCAUGAUAUCUAUCAUGGUUCCGAUGAAUUUGCGCUGCCCAUCUUAUUCAAGCGUUCAGCAGUAUUAUGCAUCAUGAAUCCAAAACUCAUUCUCCUCCACUUGUUGGCCUCAAGAGUCAAUACGUAAUUGCUUGGCCGACUGAGCUUGACGAAGGAACCAAUCAAUCCUCUGAUUCAAUUGCAGGCUUGAGACGGGCUAAUUGUUCUUGGAGCUCAUCCUCAAGCUCUGUGGCCAUAAACAAGACUGGCGUCGGCAUCAUAUAUGGAUUUUCUUCUCUAUCUUAAUGGGGGAAAAGUACGGCUGCUGCGAACAGUUGCGCCGUGAACGAAAUGUCCAAAGACAACCGAUGAACUUAUUUAGGGCAACCCCUCGUCGCCCCCGCUCCGCCUACUGAUCAUACCCAAUUAAUUUCCCCACCGAUCUCUUCCCAAUUAUUAUCCAAAUCCAGAGAUCAAUGUCUUUCCCAAGUGUAGUGCCGUCUCGGAACAUCCCAUCCGAUCUCGAAAUCGAAGAAGCGAUCAAAGCCUUCGAUGAGUCGAAGGCUGGAGUAAAAGGCCUCGUCGAUUCGCGAAUCGCGACGGUGCCGUCCAUAUUCAUCGAGCCGCCGGAGAGCAAUCGGCGCCACAACCGGUCGGAAUGCACUGAUCCGGACCAAAGCUACGAGCAUGUAGUACCUGUUAUCGAUCUCUCCGGUCCACGGGAGGAUAUCGUCGUGCAGAUCUGCGAGGCGUCGGAGAAGUGGGGAGUGUUUCAGGCGGUAAACCAUGGCGUCCCUCUGACGAUAUUGGAUGAGAUGUUACUGGAAGUAGCCAAGUUCCAUGAAUCGCCUGCGGAAGAGAAGCAGCAGUUUUACACCCGGGACUUGAAGAAGAAGGUGGGGUUGGCGAGCACUUUUGACCUUUACACCAGGAAGAGGGCCAACUGGAGGGACACUGUCCAUUGUGACAUGGCUCCCGACCCCCCUUCACCCGAGGAACUCCCAAUGCCUUGGAGGGAAAUAUUACCAGAGUAUUCUAAGCGCACUGCAGAACUUGGAGGGUCUCUGAUGGAGUUACUAGCAGAAGCCCUUGGUUUACCCUCCAAUGUCCUCAUUGAUAUGGAAUGCAUGAAGGCACAGACACUUGCACUGCACUAUUAUCCUCCAUGCCCACAACCUGAGCUAACUGUGGGAGCAACCAAACAUUCAGACCCAAGCUUCAUCACUAUCCUCCUGCAAGACCACAUUGGUGGGCUCCAAGUUCUUCAUCAGGACCAUUGGAUUGAUGUUGUGCCCUUCCAUGGUGCUCUGGUUGUGAACGUGGGUGAUCUUCUGCAGCUUGUCUCAAAUGACAAAUUCCUAAGUGUUGAGCACAGAGUGCUGGCAAGUCGAAUGGGGCCAAGAGUGUCGGUAGCUUGCUUCUUAAAGGCUGCACUUGAACCAGGGACGAAUAAGUUUGGCCCCAUCAAGGAUCUCUUAUCUGAUGAUAACCCAGCCAAGUAUAUGGAAGUAUCGAUGAUCGACUAUACUUCUCAGUACAAUACCAAGGGACUUGAUGGAGUCUCUGCUCUCAAUCGUCUCAAGCUCAGGUAAUGGGGGGUUUGCAUAUUUGGAAUAUAUAAAAAUUUAUACGUGGGCAAUUUGCUAUCAUAAUGUGGUCCCUCUCAAUGGAAGCUCCUUGUAAAACUAAAAAGUUUAAUUUACCCAUACUUUUAGUAGAUUUUCUUUUGUUAAAAAUUUACAUAAAGGUGCCUAACAAACGAGGUAAUAACAAAUGGCCACCCAACUUGUUUCUGGCCUCCAACAAAGGGAUCUGGUUUCGGUGGAUAUGGGAUGCUUAGAGGACGGUUCACCGGUGCCCAGGAGUCCGGCUAUUCUGAAGGAUUUUGUCAUAUAUAGGAUCCCUAUCCUCCAAAUUGGAACGAGCAAUCAAACCUUAGCUAUGCUAAACCAACUUGUAAUGCUCUCAAUUGUUUAUUGCUACUUUUUAUUUUGAAUAAUAAAGGUGUGUAGCCUAA
This is a messenger RNA of Nymphaea colorata (pocket water lily), 2089 nucleotides long. Its product is annotated as 1-aminocyclopropane-1-carboxylate oxidase homolog 1-like. The coding region runs from base 549 to 1664 and encodes 371 amino acids. The transcript is spliced from 3 exons. Lineage: Eukaryota; Viridiplantae; Streptophyta; Magnoliopsida; Nymphaeales; Nymphaeaceae. The record is from RefSeq and is a predicted model, not a curated record.